Aureobasidium subglaciale EXF-2481 is the source of this 1335-nucleotide messenger RNA. RefSeq lists its product as uncharacterized. The record is from RefSeq and is a predicted model, not a curated record. NCBI's taxonomy places the organism in Eukaryota, Fungi, Ascomycota, Dothideomycetes, Dothideales, Saccotheciaceae. The transcript is spliced from 3 exons. Bases 1 to 1335 code for a protein of 444 amino acids.
AUGGAUGUAACCAUCAAGGUGGAGAAGCUGACCAUAGCGCAAGCUCAAUAUGCGUUUCGCGGUGGUGCUUACACCGCGCACGAUCUGACGGUUGCCUAUCUCGAACGCAUACAGCGCUUGGACAAAUCCGGGCCAAAGAUCGAUGCAACUCUCGCAAUUUCUCAGACUACACUGCAAGAUGCCACAAAACUCGACCAGUGUCUUGCCAAGACAGUUGGUCUGAUAGGCCGUCUUCAUGGCAUCCCGAUCUUGACCAAGGACCAGGCCGAUACUGCAAGCAUGGAAAGAAUGUAUGGUUCCGGAGCUUGCAAAGGCAAUGUCCCGACUGAGGAUGCGUCUUUGGUCAAGAAUGUCAAGGCAGAGGGGGCAGUGAUCUUGGGCAAAACCACCAUGUCAGAAUGGGCAAUCGCAGCGCAUUUUGCACUCCUUGCGGUGGCUGAGGACACUGGACCUAGCAUCAGAUGUCCAGCUAGCUUCAUAAAUCUUGUUGGACUUAGGCCGACUCCAGGCUUGGUCAGUCGUUCUGGCUUUUGUCCUCUCGUCAAAGUCCAAGACACAUCCGGUGCAGUGGCACGGACUGUUCGAGAUUGUGCACUGUUCAUGGACUGUAUGGUCGGCUUCGAUCCUACUGGACAGUUUAUCGGGGUCGCUCGCAUGGUGGAGAGUCUUGGGCUACCGAAAAGAGGCAGCUACACAGCGACUCUGGAUGGUGGGCUGACUGGAAUUCGAAAGGCGAGGGUUGGCGUUAUGCGACAGCUUUUCGGAACCGUCUCUGAGCCAUAUUGUCAAGCUGUGAACAGAGUAAUCAAUGAGGCUUUUUCUACUCUGAAUAGCAACGAACGGAAAUCAACAGCUUUCUUGCUACAAAACCACACCUGCCACAAGACGUCGCUAAGAUUUUGCCGAAGCAAACGACUCAAGAGUUCCCUCGGCUUCACGAGCCAAGUGGCCCAUGGCCCUUUGAACCCUGCUGAUGACCCUGACUACCUACCAUUGAUUCUUGAUCGUGUUGACUUCAAGAGAAGACUUGUCUAUCUACUGGCUUCGAUGGACCUCAAUGCUUUGGCUUUCCCUGACGUCCAAAUACCUCCGCCCAAGCACGAAGACACGACAAAUGGUCGAUUAACUUCUUACUGGGACUUCCCCGUCAACACCCUGCUAGCUAGUCAGGCUCGUCUUCCUGCCAUCACUGUCCCUGCAGGUUUCAUUGAGGAUGGUUUGUCUGUCGGAUUGGAGCUAGUCGGCUGGGAGUACCAUGAACAAGCUCUACUCGAGCUCGCACAGGGCAAUGAGCUGACCAUUGGAGCUCGAAGGUCGCCGCCGAGUCUUACAUGA